GUACUGUCACCAGUAGCAGUGGAAAAACUGUGGUCGUUGACGAUACUCGGUGGCAAACUUUCGUUUUCUACAAAAAUAUUGAAUAUCACAGUCAAUAUUCAAUAAUGGCAGUGACAAGAAGGGCGUCGCACGCUGGUAGCUGGUACACGGAUUCUGGCACUGAGCUGAAUAAGCAAUUGGGCAGCUGGUUGAAUGCUGCAGAUUUGACCCAUGGACCAGCCAGAGCGAUUAUAGCCCCUCAUGCAGGCUAUUCCUACUGCGGAGCAUGCGCUGGAUUCGCUUAUCGGCAAAUCAGUCCUGUCGUUGUCCGCAGGAUAUUUAUUUUAGGGCCGUCCCACCACGUGAGGUUGGCAGGGUGUGCUCUAUCCUCUGCAUCUGUUUAUCGAACACCUCUGUAUGAUCUACAUAUAGAUCAACAAGUUUACAGAGAACUGGAAGAAACUAAUCAAUUUGAAUGGAUGGAUAUGAAUACUGACGAGGAUGAGCAUAGCAUUGAGAUGCAUUUACCUUACAUUGCUAAAGUUAUGGAGGACUUCAAGGACUCCUUUACUAUAAUUCCAAUUUUAGUAGGAUCCUUAAGCCCAGAUAGAGAAGCUGCUUAUGGAAAUCUACUUGCCCCUUAUUUGGCUGAUCCGCAAAGCUUAUUUAUUAUAUCAUCUGACUUCUGUCAUUGGGGUCAGCGUUUCCGUUAUACUUACUAUGAUCGUUCAUGUGGACCCAUACAUAGAUCCAUCCAUAAUCUCGAUAAAAUGGGUAUGGACAUAAUUGAAACAUUAAAUCCACCUGCUUUUACCGAUUACCUUAAAAAAUAUGGAAAUACUAUAUGUGGAAGACAUCCAAUUGGAGUGCUUUUGCAGGCUAUCAGCAGUCUAAGAAGUAAUACUAAUGGCCAAAAGAUGAACCUUAAGUUCCUCAAAUAUGCUCAAAGCAGUCAAUGUAAUAAUAUGAGUGAUAGUUCUGUUAGUUAUGCCAGUGCUGCGUUGUUGCUUGAGUGAUGUGAUACUAUCUGAUGUUUUUCCGAAAUGCAAGGUACUCAUAUGAAAUU
Diprion similis is the source of this 1045-nucleotide messenger RNA. Its product is annotated as protein MEMO1. The transcript is spliced from 8 exons. The record is from RefSeq and is a predicted model, not a curated record. Lineage: Eukaryota; Metazoa; Arthropoda; Insecta; Hymenoptera; Diprionidae. Bases 105 to 995 code for a protein of 296 amino acids.